AUGUCAUCAAUCAGUUCCAUCACUUCUUCAGACCCGAUGUCGCUGCCAGCUAGGAUACAGGUGGAUAUAUGUACAAUACAAGAUGAAGAGCGGCCGCAACAAGUUGGUGGAGCUACUUUUAACAUGUGGUACCUCAACUGGUCUGGUGGAGGUGGUGUAGACUCAUCAGCCACUGAUUCAUUCACGCGAUCUAAACACAGAGUGAACAUAAUUCGAGAUCAAGGGUAUACCAGAGCAGGAGAUACAUCCCCUGUAUGUCUAUUUUUCAGUAGAGGGUGUUGCUACAUGGGAUCCAACUGUACAUACCUCCACAAUCUACCAAGCAAGACAAAAUUUCACAACCUGGCCAAAGAUUGUUUUGGAAGAGACAAAACUGCUGAGUAUAAUGAUGAUAUGGAUGGUGUGGGGUCUUUUAAUCAUACAAACAAGACUUUAUACAUUGGAGGAAUACAAAUGAGGCCAAAUAUCGAAGAGUUGGUGACUAAAAAUUUUGAAGAAUUUGGGGAUAUUGAAAAAGUCAAGGUUAUAUACAACAAGAAUUGUGCGUUUAUUACCAUGAAGACAGAAGCUGAUGCUCAGUUUGCUAAAGAAUCAAUGAAUCGACAGUGCUUGAUUAACCCAGAGACCAAUAGCAGCAAGAGUAAAGAAGUGCUACAUGUACGAUGGGCUCAUCAAGAUCGAAAUCCAGAAGCGCAAAAACAAAAUAAGCGCAAAAUGGAGGAGUUGGCAAUGGAUACAGUUAAGGAAUUGUUGAAUAAUGAAACCACUAAACGAAUCAAGAUGGGUGAAGAUCGGACUGUUGACAAGUCACCACUUGAUGUGGCUGAGACUGGAGAACUUGACAACGGUAAUGAAGAGGACGAUGAUGAUGAUGGUGAAGAAGAAGAUGAGCUGGACGAUGAGGGCGGAGAAGACGAUGUUGUACCGGGUAUAAAGCCAAAUGGAAAUGGUAUACUAUCGCGAGGGAAAAUGCCUAUAAAGAAUAAGGGGCCAGCACAAAAUGGCACCAGUCAUCAACAUCAACAUCAACAUCAACAUCAACAUCAUGAACAUAAUGGUUAUCAUAAUGGUUAUCAUAAUGGUUAUCAUAAUGGUCAUCACAAUGGAGAUCAUCAUUCGCAUCAUUUACAGCCUCACAAUUACAGCUAUGAUCCAGUUAGAAAUGGAAACAGCCACAAUCAUAAUGGAAGUAGUCGACAUCAUAGUGUUGGUGGUGAGACUAGUAAUAGUGGGGGUGCCACUAGUGAUGAAAUAAGACAAGAUUUCUUCGAAAGACAUGGAUUAGUUAACCAAUCAACACUCAAAGACUUGGCCGAAAUAAAGAAAAAAAUGAAACUUGCCCGGCAUGAACCCAAUUUAGUCAGUGUGUUGGGUAAUUAUUCAAGUGAUGAAGAUGAUGACUAG
Lodderomyces margitis is the source of this 1404-nucleotide messenger RNA. RefSeq lists its product as uncharacterized. Lineage: Eukaryota; Fungi; Ascomycota; Pichiomycetes; Serinales; Debaryomycetaceae. Gene Ontology annotation, molecular function: pre-mRNA binding; metal ion binding; U6 snRNA binding. The record is from RefSeq and is a predicted model, not a curated record. Bases 1 to 1404 code for a protein of 467 amino acids. Gene Ontology annotation, cellular component: U2-type catalytic step 2 spliceosome; U2-type catalytic step 1 spliceosome; Prp19 complex. The transcript has a single exon.